Messenger RNA from Thelazia callipaeda (thelaziosis nematode), 1911 nucleotides. Lineage: Eukaryota; Metazoa; Nematoda; Chromadorea; Rhabditida; Thelaziidae. The record is from the annotation of a GenBank genome assembly.
AUGUCAACAAGGCCAUCAAAUUUUUAUUACCCAAUAUCUGGAGUAGAUGCUGAAAGGCUGCUAAAUACAUAUGGAACAGAAGGGUCAUUUCUAGCUCGUCCAAGUGGUUCCAGUCCGUCUGAUUACACUCUUUCUGUUCACAAAGGAGAUCGAAUCAAGCAUGUCAAAAUACAAAAUAACGGAGAUUGCUUGGAUUUGUAUGGUGGUGAAACGUUUGCAUCUCUUUCGGAGCUUGUUCAAUUUUAUAUCGAGAAUCCUGGUCAGCUGAAGGAAAAAGAUGGUGAAAUCAUUGUUUUGAAGUGUUCCUUAAUAAUACCACCAACGGAAGCCAUUGGAUGGACUUUUUCUCGCCCAACUACGGAAAGGUGGUUCCAUGCAGGUUUGUCAGGGCCUGAAGCAGAACGGCUGCUUCUUUCGGAAGGAAAACAUGGGACUUACUUGGUUCGAGAAAGUCAGAGCUCCCCAGGGCAAUUUGCGAUUUCUGUGAAGGCUGCAGACGACAAAGUGAUACACGUGAUGAUAUAUAAUAAAAAUGACAGGUUUGAUAUCGGUGGCGGAGCUACUUUUUCAACAGUCAGUGAACUCUUAGAGCAUUAUACACGAAACCCAAUGGUAGAUCAAGCUGGUACUGUUGUUAAUCUUAAACAGCCUCUUCCUUCAACCCGUGUCCUUGCAACUGGUAUAGAUCUCCGUUAUCAUCGAUUAGAACAGGUCAAUCGAUCUACAGGAAAGGAUGGUUUUGCAGAUGAGUUCGAGAAAUUACAACAUCAGGAACCCACGCAAUUUGUUAGUCGACGUGAAGGAAAAAAAAUUAGCAACGUAUGUAAAAAUCGUUACAAAAAUAUUAUACCAUACGAUCAUACUCGAAUUGUCUUGCACAGCACUGAUGCGGAUUCCGGUGAUUAUAUAAAUGCUAAUCACAUUGAGGUACUUGGUGAUGAAUAUCAGGAUUUUGCUGGGUUACGUCGACGAUAUAUAUCAACACAGGGUUGUUUACCAAACACAGUUGAUGACUUCUGGAAUAUGGUUUGGCAGCAGAACUCACGAAUUAUCGUUAUGACAACAAAAGAAGUAGAAAGAGGGAGAAUUAAAUGUUGCCGUUAUUGGCCUCUCAGAAACGAAAUAGAAAGGUUUGGAAAGAAUGGAGAAUUAAUCGUUCAGUUGGUGCAAGAAAUUGAAAAUGCAGACUAUACAGUGCGUGUGAUCCAGUUCGUGAAUGCAGAUCAAAAUAAUGAAACUCGAAUGAUUUGGCAUUUCCAGUUCCUUGCUUGGCCGGAUCAUGGCUGUCCAACAGACCCGCGAAUCGUUUUACAUUUCCUUGAAAAAGUGAACGAGUGUGAAGAAGAACACUGUGAUGAAAACACCGGUCCGAUUAUCGUACAUUGUAGCGCUGGCAUUGGGCGUACGGGAACGUUUAUUGUUAUUGAUAUUCUCCUCAACCAAAUUAAACGUCUCGGAACACACUGCCAAAUUGACAUACCACGUACUGUGCAAAUGGUUCGUGAGCAACGUUCGGGUAUGGUACAAACUGAACAGCAGUAUCGUUUUGUUUAUCAAGCUGUGUCGUAUUACAUGGCUGUGGUUAAUCGGCGACUUGAUUCUGAAAGAAAACGAUGUAGUUCACGUUUUUCGACCGGUUCGAAUCCUGAAACACCACUUUCUGUCCAUAGUCCAUUAACUUUCAUAGCGCAGACUAGUCCUCAUUCUAGGAACUCUAGUGUAUUAAGCACACCAACAUCUGUUAGUGAUUCUGAACGAUACUAUUCAAAUACAGAGUUUGGAUCUGUGCCAGUAGCACCUUUAAAAUUGGCACCGCCGCCUUUACCCAAAAAACAUGCCAAUAUUUCUUCAAACAUAAGGAAUGCUGUUUCUGCCAUCACUACUGUUGUCGCCGAUCAAAAUAUAUCCUGA